Messenger RNA from Episyrphus balteatus (marmalade hoverfly), 1485 nucleotides. Its product is annotated as BMP-2-inducible protein kinase-like. The record is from RefSeq and is a predicted model, not a curated record. The coding region runs from base 449 to 1333 and encodes 294 amino acids. The transcript is spliced from 4 exons. Lineage: Eukaryota; Metazoa; Arthropoda; Insecta; Diptera; Syrphidae.
CCUUAAAAAACUCAGCUGAAACUAAAAAUAUUAUGAUUUUGUCAAUAAGAUUCUUUUUUGGAUCAAACUUUGUAAAAUUCUGACCCCCAGAAAGCGGUCGUAUCUUACUCAUAUGCGUCUUUUUUUGUUCAAACUCAGCGAAAUUCCGAUCCCCAUAAAGUCAAAAUUACUCAUCCAAAAGUCAUAAAUAUACAUUUUGAACUCGCCUUUUCGCAUCAGAACCUAAAAAUGGAUCCCAGAAAGCUGUCAAUCUUCCAACAAAAUUUAUAUAAGACUAAUUGGAGACCCUUGAAAUUGAUUUAAAAAAAGAAACAAGUCUUAAAUCUCAUUUGAAUAAUGAUAAAUUCCCACAAAAAUGACGGCUAUAUAAGAGACUCACAAACGCUAGCCCCACUUCAGAAUCAAACUUCAUUUACUCAUCACAAAAACAAAACUUUUAACAAUCGUGAUGAAAAUAAUUUGGAUAACAACGUUUUGUACAAUCCUGUUGCAAUGCAACGGAGAUAUAAGUCAAAGCAUCAACCAACAUUUACCACUGAAUGCUUUCUCCAGAAUACCAACACCAACACAAAGUCUUCUUCCACCUACAUUUGAGAACCCAAUCAAAGAUUAUACGGUUGGCUUAGUACCACCACCAAUAGAAGGAGGACAAUCAACUACCGAUGACAGGAGACCAAAAGUCCAACAUAUACAUUCCAGUCCCCAUACACGUACAAACGACUUUAUUAAUACUGCAAGGCCAUUCAGAAAUUCAGCUCAACAACAACAACAACAACGAAGCGGAUAUACUACUGCAGUACAUCAUCAAAUACAUCACCCAUCAAAUGUACUGCAUCAGCCUCAAGUUUAUCAACCUAAGACGCCAAUUUAUCAGCCAGCCCAACAGUUCACAGCUCAUCACCACCCUCACCAUCAUCAUAUCCCAACCACUUACAAUGCGGGUAUAGUCAGACAACCUGUGGCAACAGUGGCCCAACAUCAGUACCAACAUCACCAUCAUAACCAUCCCCAAUACACUCCUCAAUACUACGAGCCAGUAACUCAGAAUAGAGUCCAUCAUCAGCAUUCGACUCACACGCAGUACGCGUCUAUUCCGGUGCAAAGAGCACCAACUGUUGUACAACACGUCCAUCCAAGUGUACAGAAAUCAGCGCCAGCGUUUGUUCCCAGGCCUGUGCCUUCAUCCGGUUCAAGUAUAAUCCAAACUUAUCCUUCGGUUUCAUAUGUGGUAACCCCACAGCAUGGUUCAACGCUGAAUUUCGGAAAUGCCAAACUUGAUCCGGAAUUGGUUCACAUCAUAAGUGAGGUUGUUGGUGGUGGUCAAAAUCAUUAAUUGAAUCGAACAUUCUGGAAGAAAUUCAAAUCUUCAAAUUUAUAUAAAUGUACCUAAUCUUGUUAUUUAUUAUUUAGAUAUUAGUGUUUGUGUUUUUUGUUUUUACUCUACGUCUUUCAUUACAAUAAAAAUGUGGUCUUUCUACAACAUAA